AUGGCAGAGGAGGUGAGCACCCUGAUGAAGGCCACGGUCCUGAUGCGGCAGCCCGGGCGGGUGCAGGAGAUCGUGGGCGCCCUCCGCAGGGGCGGGGGAGACCGCUUACAGGUUAUUUCUGAUUUUGACAUGACCUUGAGCAGGUUUGCAUAUAACGGAAAGCGAUGCCCUUCUUCUUACAACAUUCUGGAUAACAGCAAGAUCAUCAGUGAGGAGUGCCGGAAUGAGCUCAAAGCGCUCCUUCACCACUAUUACCCAAUUGAGAUUGACCCACACCGGACCGUCAAAGAGAAGUUACCUCAUAUGGUAGAAUGGUGGACCAAAGCUCACGAUCUCCUGUGCCAGCAGAAGAUUCAGAAGUUUCAGAUCGCCCAGGUGGUUAGAGAGUCCAAUGCAAUGCUGAGGGAGGGAUACAAGACAUUCUUCAACACCCUCUACCAGAACAACAUUCCCCUGUUCAUCUUUUCUGCGGGCAUUGGUGAUAUCCUGGAGGAGAUUAUCCGACAGAUGAAAGUGUUCCACCCCAACAUCCACAUUGUGUCUAACUACAUGGACUUUGAUGAAGACGGUUUCCUACAGGGAUUCAAGGGCCAGCUCAUACACACAUACAACAAGAACAGCUCUGUUUGUGAGAACUCCGGGUACUUCCAGCAGCUUCAGGGAAAAACCAACAUCCUCCUGCUGGGGGACUCCAUGGGGGACCUCACUAUGGCCGAUGGGGUUCCUGGCGUGGAGAACAUUCUCAAGAUUGGCUUCUUAAAUGACAAGGUGGCAGAGCGGCGGGAACGCUACAUGGACUCCUAUGACAUCGUGCUGGAGAAGGAUGAGACGCUGGACGUGGUCAACGGGCUCCUGCAGCACAUCCUGCACCGCGGGGACUGGAUAGAGAUGCAGGGCUCCUGAGUGCAGGCCGGGGUCAGGCGCGGGGGGCUGUGGAGAGGUGGGAGCCUCGCCAAGAGGCCGUCCUGCCGAGGGCGCUGCUUCUCCCAGGGCGGGCAGUGAACAGUCCAGGGUGGUGCGGCUGGGGAGCCUGUGCCCCUCCCUCCCCUCCCAGCGCCCAGGCUCCAGGCUCCAGGCUCCGGGAAGCCCUGCCCGGCAGUGGGAGGGCCCACCAGGUGAACACGGGACCUGCAGGGUGUUCCCACUCUUACUAGGGACCAUCUAGCCCAGGGGUUCUUUUUUCCCCAAAUUUUUAAACGCGGAAAGCUGUUCUUUAAACAAAUCUAAUGUGUGA
This is a messenger RNA of Puma concolor (puma), 1234 nucleotides long. RefSeq names its product 5'-nucleotidase, cytosolic IIIB (gene NT5C3B). NCBI's taxonomy places the organism in Eukaryota, Metazoa, Chordata, Mammalia, Carnivora, Felidae. Gene Ontology annotation, cellular component: cytoplasm. The record is from RefSeq and is a predicted model, not a curated record. Gene Ontology annotation, molecular function: 5'-nucleotidase activity; magnesium ion binding.